Messenger RNA from Nematostella vectensis (starlet sea anemone), 4143 nucleotides. RefSeq lists its product as uncharacterized. The transcript has a single exon. The record is from RefSeq and is a predicted model, not a curated record. NCBI's taxonomy places the organism in Eukaryota, Metazoa, Cnidaria, Anthozoa, Actiniaria, Edwardsiidae. Gene Ontology annotation, biological process: DNA integration. Bases 1 to 4143 code for a protein of 1380 amino acids. Gene Ontology annotation, molecular function: nucleic acid binding.
AUGCCAGACGAAAGCGGAGAGUCGACGAGUGUGCCUGGGUUUGUACAAACCAACCUCCAACUACCGCAAAAGUUAGAGACGAGAGGCAACUUAGCUAACAAUUGGAAGACCUUUAAAAGGCUCUGGAUAAACUACGAAAUAGCCUCGCAACUGGAUAAACAGAGAAUGGAGCUGAGAACGGCUACUUUGAUUUCAUGCAUUGGUCCCGAAGCACUUGAGAUCUACGACGGUUUGCCCUUUGCAAACGAAGAGGACAAAACAAAUAUCAAUCGCAUUAUGGAGCUCAUGGAAGCGCACUGCGUUGGAGAAACGAAUGAGAUCUAUGAAAGGUAUUUGUUUAACCGAAGAAACCAGGAAAAUGGUGAGUCAGUAGAAAGCUUUAUCGCUGCACUUAGAUCACUUGCUAAAACUUGUAAUUACUGCGAAUUGCAAGAUGGAAUGAUUAGGGACAGAAUCGUAGUCGGAAUAGCCGACAACAGUAUUAGGAAGAAAUUGCUGACGGAAGCUAAACUCACCUUAGCAAAGUGUGUUGACAUAUGCCGUGCAAAUGAAGCUACUGCUAAAAGGCUAAAGGAAAUGUCCCAGCAAUCCGGCGAAAUAAGCGCUAUUACCACAGGCCCCCCGCGCAGAAAAACAGGGUCAAAAGGGGGUAGAAGGCAGGAAUCUAGAAAACCGCCACAUACGGAUAGCAGCAAAUCAAAUCCCCACCCCAAAUGUAAAUUCUGCCAUAGAUUACACCCUAGAGCUAAAGAAAAAUGCCCUGCUUGGCAGAAAACAUGUGAUACAUGUGGAGAACUUAAUCACUUCUCAGUAGCAUGUAAGGCUCUAAAAGCAAGCAAGAAGGGUAAGAAACCAAUACACAAUCUUGAUUAUGAAAGAGACAGUGACUAUGGUGCAUUAUUUACUGUGGAGUCUGUGGACACUCUGAACACAAAUCCACUCAGCCCUAAGAAAAUUUAUGCACACAUGCGCCUUCGUGAUGAGCUAAUCAAGUUCCAAUUAGAUUGUGGAGCCACAGUCAAUAUCUUGCCAGAAGAUUUGUAUAAGGAAGUUUUCAAUGACCCAAAAUUGAAACGCUUACAGAAAAGCAGCGCAACACUAGUCAUGUUUAACAAGUCAGAGCUAAAACCGCUAGGGGUGGUCAACAUAGAAACCCUCAACCCAAGGAAUAAUGAUCUACUGCUGACGAAGUUUGCAAUAGUCCCUAGAGGCUACACCCCACUGCUAGGUGCACAGUCCGUGCAGAAUUUCAAGCUAAUGACAGUGAACAGUGAGAACAUUAUGUCUUUGUCAGACUCAAGCCCAACCUUAGACCCAGUUAGUGAAUUUCCAGAUGUGUUUAAAGGGGAGGGUAAACUAGAUCAAAAGCUACACCUAGAGCUCGAUGCAACUGUUCCCCCUGUGAUCCUCCCAGUCAGGAAGGUGCCCCUGGCAGUACGAGAACCACUCAAGAACGAAAUUGAUUGGUUAGUGGGGUUAGGAGUCCUUCAGUCGGUAGAUGUUCCCACAGAAUGGGUAUCCUCAAUGGUUGUUGUCAAGAAGCCUAACGGAAAGAUAAGACUCUGCAUAGAUCCGAAGCCCCUUAACAAAGCGUUAAAGAGGAAUAGAUACCCUCUACCAGUGAUUGAUGACUUACUUCCGCAGCUUACUAAUGCCAAGGUGUUCAGUGUUGUAGAUGCGAAGAACGGAUUCUGGCAUAUACAACUGGAUGACGAGAGUAGUUUCCUGACUACAUUUGGCACCCCAUGGGGAAGGUACAGGUGGACGAGGAUGCCGUUCGGUAUAGCCCCAGCCCCCGAAGAGUUCCAGAGGAGAUUGGAACAAGCACUAGAAGGCCUGGAGGGUGUCAAACCAAUCUUCGAUGACAUCCUUAUCUUCGGAAAAGGUGACUCCAAAGAAGAAGCCAUCAGAGAUCAUGAUUCCAAGUUGAGAUCCCUCCUCGAGCGCUGUCGCCAAAAGGGUAUCAAACUCAACAAGGAGAAGCUGAAGCUGCGUUGUGCUGAAGUCAAGUUCAUGGGUCACGUGGUAUCGACAGACGGGUUGAAGCCAGACCCCGACAAGCUACAGGGUAUUGAAGAAAUGCCUACACCAACAAACAAGCAAGAUAUCAAGAGGUUGCUUGGUAUGGCAAAUUACCUCCAGAAGUUUGCACCGAAUCUCUCAGAAGCAGCUGCACCGAUGCGCGAAGUGCUCAGAGAAGAGAACCAGUUCCACUGGGACGAGCAAGUACAAGGACAAAGCUUCAAGAAUGUGAAGAAGAUUGUUUCACAAGCACCAGUUCUGAAGUUCUUCGACCCACACGAAGAAGUCGAGCUGCAGUGUGUUGCAUCAGAGAAAGGGAUGGGAGCCUGUCUAAUGCAGAAGGGACAGCCCGUCGCAUAUGCGUCACGUUCUCUGACAGAAACCGAGAAGAACUAUGCUCAGAUUGAGAAAGAAAUGCUGUCCAUUGUAUUUGGAGUGGAGCGCUUCGAGCAUUAUCUGUAUGGACGGCCAAUAAAAGUUGAAACGGAUCACAAACCUCUUGAAAGCAUUUUCAAGAAAAGCCUCAUUAGUGCCCCCAAGCGCCUACAAAGAAUGAUGUUGCGACUACAGAAGUUUGACCUGCAAGUCAACUAUAAGAGAGGAGCUGAAAUGUACCUUGCAGACACCCUAAGCAGAGCCUUCCGAGGGCAGAAGAGGAGUGCUAGUCGAGAUGAUGUAGGAGAUGUGAUGCUACUAGGAGAGAUGAGAGGUACGACUGAGCGAGAAGUAGAAAGUAUUGACAUGAUACAGUUUCUACCUGUCUCCGAAGCUACCCAAGCAUCACUACGACAAGCUACAGAGCAGGACACAGCUAUGAGAGAGCUGAAGUCUAUAAUCCGACAAGGCUGGCCAGAGGUGAAGGAUGACGUUCCUGUGAGCAUCAGAGAUUACUACUCUUUUAGAGAUGAGUUGUCACUACAAAACGGCCUGGUCUUCAAAGGAGAGAGGUUAGUGAUUCCCAACAGUUCCAGAGUAGAAAUGUUGGCUAAGAUACAUGCCAGUCACAUAGGGAUCCAGGGAUGUCUCCGUAGGGCUAGAGAAGUCCUAUACUGGCCUGGAAUGAAUAAAGAAGUAGAAGAGUAUGUUGCCAAAUGUGAGAUUUGCAACAGUCACUUAUCAGAGCAAGGCAAAGAGCCAAUCAUAUGCCAUGAAAUCCCCAACCGCCCAUGGGAGAAAGUAGGCAUAGACCUGUUUGAACUGAAUGGGAAAGACUUUGUACUAACAGUUGAUUACUAUUCAGGCUUCUUUGAGGUUGACAGGUUGGAAGGCAAGACUGCGAAAGAAGUGAUGAGGAAGAUCAAACCACAUGUGGCCAGACAUGGUAUUCCAGACCAGAUUAUGAGUGACAAUGGCCCGCCAUUCGACUCGCAUGAGUUUAGACAGUUUACAAACAGCUAUGGAAUUGAACAUGUGACCAGCUCCCCAGGCUAUGCCCAAUCCAAUGGAAAAGUAGAGAAUGCAAUCAAGACGGCAAAGAAUCUGAUGAAAAAAGCCACAGAAUCAAACAAAGACCCGUACUUGGCUCUACUGGAUUGGCGGAAUACACCAAGCGAAACAGUUGGUUAUUCACCAGUUCAAAGAUUGUUCAAUAGGAGAACCAAGACACUCCUACCAACUUCCAGCAGACUCUUGAAACCAUCAGUGCCCAGAGAUGUACGCCAGAAGCUCACGCUACAGAAGGCAAGGCAAAGCUUGAAUUACAACUGUGGAGCAAAGGAGUUAGAAGAGCUGAAACAAGGAGAUGUUGUGCGUCUACAACCUACAAAGACAGUGGGAAGGGCCAAGCAAUGGAAGCAAGCAAGAGUUGAAGGAAAAGUUGAUAUUCGAUCAUAUCAGGUACGUACUGAAGACGGACGGGUUUACCGACGAAACAGACGACACCUGCGGAAAACCAGAGAGCAGAUGCAGCCACCGCAGCAAGAAGACAUAGAAAUGCCCUUCCAUUCCCCAAGCAGACCUGCUAAACCGGCGAUGCCUACGACACACAAGCAGCAGCAGCAGCAGGAGAAACAACCUUCAGAGAAAGCCCCUGAGAAUGCUGCCCAGGAUGUCCCCGAUGUCCCAGCGGAGCAACGCACGCGUUCAGGAAGGGUUGUGAAACCGCCUGUACGUUUUCAAUAG